Molecule: messenger RNA, 1880 nt
Organism: Plectropomus leopardus (leopard coralgrouper)
Lineage: Eukaryota; Metazoa; Chordata; Actinopteri; Perciformes; Serranidae
Product: glutamine amidotransferase-like class 1 domain-containing protein 3, mitochondrial
Source: RefSeq, a predicted model, not a curated record
GAGGAAACCGUAGAAGAAGGAGGCGUCCUCUCCGCUGACAGUCCGCCAUGCUCCCCCUGCUGCACCACUGUGGCCGCAACUUACUGACUUUCAGGACAAUUCAGACAGUAAAUAAAAGUUAUUAUACGACACAGAUGGCUAAGCGCGUGGCCGUGGUGUUGGCGGGCUGCGGAGUUUAUGACGGCAGUGAGAUUCACGAGGCCUCCGCUGUUCUCGUGCACCUGAGCAGAGGAGGUGCAAGUGUGAACAUGUUUGCUCCCAACAUUGACCAGAUGCACGUGGUGAACCACCUGAAAGGCGCGCCAUCGGAGGAGAAGAGAAACGUGUUAGUGGAGAGCGCAAGACUGGCCCGUGGAAACAUCCAGGAUCUGUCUAAACUCAGUGUCAAAGACCACGACGCUGUUAUAUUCCCAGGUGGUUUUGGGGCAGCGAAGAACCUCUGCACAUGGGCCGUGCAGGGGAAGGACUGCUCCGUUAAUGAAGAGGUAAAGGCCGCGCUGCAGGCAUUUCAUGGCGAGGGAAAACCCAUCGGCCUCUGCUGCAUCUCACCCGUCCUGGCUGCCAAGGUGUUUCCUGGCUGUGAGGUCACUGUCGGUAUCGAGAAGGACGACAAAUAUCCUGACACCACUGACACUGCAGCGGCCAUCAACCAGCUGGGCUGCAAACACGUGAGUAAGAGCGUCAGCGAGAGCCACGUGGACGAGAAGAACAAGUUGGUCACCACGUCUGCGUUCAUGUGCAACGCUCCGAUACACGAAAUAUUUGAUGGGAUCGGAGCGAUGGUGAAGGAUGUGUUGAAACUUGCAUGAUUGUACUAAUACUCAAAAGUUGGUGGAAACAAAAAGGAAAAAUUAGGAAGGCUGUCGUUUUAGAGAGCUUAUGAUAAGUAACUUGAUAAAAAGCACUUCCAGAUACUCUUGAAAUAAUCAUGUUUGUAGAAGUAUUAAGCUCAACAUGGUCUGAUUUAUUUUACAGAAAUCUCUGUUUGACUCAAUAUUAUUGGAUUAUGUUCUGAUGCAGUGGAUUGGUAUCAUGAGGGCAAUGCUAAUCACAUUUUGAAAAAAUCUGCAGCAGCUGUGGUAUUGUACAAAAAAAAAAAAGCAAUAAAAUUAUAAAGUUAACUGUUUCAGUCCUCUUUAUUUCUUCAUGCACAGAAUAAAAGAGGUGAAUAUAAAAUAUUUACAUUAUGAUUCUUGUGGAAAAGAUUAAUAUAUAUUAAAUGACUUCACACAGGUUACAUCUGAGUAUCUUGUAUUUUACAACCAACUUGUCAAAUUGUGGCACUUUGUCAGUGAUUUUGGCGUCAGAAAAUGACGCACAGAGGCAACUUUAGCAGCGGUGUGUUCUACAUCGGGCAGCAGCUAUUUCUGACUCCUGGCAACAACAGAACUUGUCUACUACUCGCGCUUUGUCAGUGACGCACAGAGUCACUCUUCAGGGCGUAUGAUAAGCACUGAGUGGCGGCUAUUUCUGACGCUGCUGGCAGUUAAUGCAGUAUUAAGAGCGAGAAAGUCCCUCUAUGGCAGUUAGGUUUUCUAAACCUAACUGGGGACGUUUGAUGCCUACACCUAAAGGAAUAAACAUAAAAACGAAGCGUUUUACAGUAAGUUGACUUACUGUAUGCAUGUAACGAGUAGAAACUGUACGUUACCCAUGAAAGCACAAAAAACUCUUGAAAUGAUAUAACAAAUGUAACAAGUGUCGACUGAUGUGCAGUUCAUGAACGUGGGAUGAAUCCAAACGUCCAACCUCCAGACUGAGCCCUCACAGACUUCAGUCAUACGUACUGUGGCGUCUUCUUUGUCGUCACUUAAAGUCCAUGAGGGCAGAGACUGCAGGCCUCCAGUCUGUUUCACUCGUUGCCGUGGAAACAAUUGAAC